Balaenoptera ricei (Rice's whale) is the source of this 2407-nucleotide messenger RNA. It is a transcript of the gene WNT10A, whose product is annotated as Wnt family member 10A. The transcript is spliced from 4 exons. Gene Ontology annotation, cellular component: extracellular region. Gene Ontology annotation, biological process: multicellular organism development; cell fate commitment; neuron differentiation. NCBI's taxonomy places the organism in Eukaryota, Metazoa, Chordata, Mammalia, Artiodactyla, Balaenopteridae. The record is from RefSeq and is a predicted model, not a curated record. Gene Ontology annotation, molecular function: frizzled binding; cytokine activity. Bases 527 to 1780 code for a protein of 417 amino acids.
AGACACACUGCGGGGGGGGGCGGGGGGGAGGAAAGGGGAGGCGGCGGAGCUCCCCGAGCCGGGACAGUCACUCACUCACUGGGCGGUGGGGCCGGGCACAGACAGCGCCGCCCCCCCACCCCUCCCGCCUCGCACGCCCUCGGAAGCGCAGGCUAACCGCGCUGCGCUGGGGGGGCUUCCCAGCACCCCAGCCUCUCGUCCCUCGCCCGCAGCACCUCCGGGCCCCCCUUACCCUCGAGAGGCACCGGGAGUUGUUUCAGGGGGCCCUCGGGAAAUUCCCCGAACCCCUGUGCCAGGAGGUGCCCGGUGAGUCCGCCCGCACCCCCCCCCCCCCGAGGGCGGUGCCCGGGGGCGCUGCCCCAUGGAGCGGGAAGGCGGGCACCGUCUGCUCCCGGAGCCGUGACCCGAGUUGGAGCUGUGUGUCGAAGCCGCCCCGACCCCCGCGGAUCAUGCGCCGUCGCCCCUGGCUCGCCGGUCCCACCGGGCUGUGAGCCCCCCAUUCCUGGCCCAUCACGGCCCGCGCGCGAUGGGCAGCACCCACCCUUGCCCCUGGCUGCGGCUCCGACCUCGGCCCCAGCCGCGGCCCGCGCUCUGCGCGCUCCUCUUCUUCCUACUGCUGCUGGCUGCCGCCUUGCCCAGGUCUUCACCCAAUGAUAUUCUGGGCCUCCGCCUCCCCCAGGAGCCCGUGCUCAACGCCAACACAGUGUGCCUGACAUUGCCAGGCCUAAGCAAGCGGCAGAUGGAGGUGUGUGUGCGCCACCCUGACGUGGCCGCCUCAGCCAUCCAGGGCAUCCAGAUCGCCAUCCAUGAGUGCCAGCACCAGUUCCGGGACCAGCGCUGGAACUGCUCUAGUCUUGAGACUCGAAACAAGAUCCCCUAUGAGAGUCCCAUCUUCAGCAGAGGUUUCCGAGAGAGUGCCUUCGCCUACGCCAUCUCGGCAGCUGGCGUGGUGCACGCUGUAUCCAACGCCUGCGCCCUGGGCAAGCUGAGGGCAUGUGGCUGCGACGCGUCCCGGCGUGGGGAUGAGGAGGCCUUCCGUCGGAAGUUGCACCGCCUGCAGCUGGAAGCGCUGCAGCGCGGUAAGGGCCUGAGCCACGGAGUUCCCGAGCACCCUGCCCUGCCUCCUGCCAGCCCAGGCCUGCAGGACUCCUGGGAGUGGGGCGGCUGCAGCCCCGACAUGGGUUUCGGAGAGCGCUUCUCUAAAGACUUUCUGGACUCCCGGGAGCCUCACAGAGACAUCCAUGCGCGCAUGAGGCUCCACAACAACCGAGUGGGGAGGCAGGCGGUGAUGGAGAACAUGCGGCGGAAGUGCAAGUGCCACGGCACGUCAGGCAGCUGCCAGCUCAAGACGUGCUGGCAGGUGACGCCGGAGUUCCGCGCUGUAGGGGCACUGCUACGUAGCCGCUUCCACCGCGCCACGCUCAUCCGGCCGCACAACCGCAACGGCGGCCAGCUGGAGCCGGGUCCCGCGGGGCCACCCUCGCCAGCCCCGGACAUUCCGGGGUCUCGGCGCCGCGCCGGCACCGCCGACCUGGUCUACUUCGAGAAGUCGCCCGACUUCUGCGAGCGCGAGCCGCGCCUGGACUCGGCGGGCACCGUGGGCCGCCUGUGCAACAAGAGCAGCGCGGGCCCGGACGGCUGCGGCAGCAUGUGCUGUGGCCGCGGCCACAACAUCCUACGCCAGACGCGCAGCGAGCGCUGUCACUGCCGCUUCCACUGGUGCUGCUUCGUGGUCUGCGAGGAGUGCCGCAUCACCGAGUGGGUCAGCGUCUGCAAGUGAGCGGACGGCUCGCCUCCCUGCGCCUGGUCCUCUGCGGCUUGCGAUCUUGGCCGGGCAGCGUCACCUUGGUUCCUGGGAGUGGAGGAUGGACCACAAAAAUCUUACAGGAACCUCCCAGCUCUGAGGUCGUCAAAGACUGCAAUCACGGGACGGUUCAGGCCCGCUCAGACCCCCUGCUCACUUCUGUGGCCUCCAGGACCGGUUUGCCUCCCGGCUCUCUGACCCAAGCUCAGACAGCUCCGUUGGGCUGGCGGUUGCCCCACACUCUAGGGCAGUGUCAGCCAGGCAUCCUCUGGGCCUGCCUCCUUUUAUCUCUUCACCCCUACCCCUGGAGAGGGAGGGAAUGAAUGGAAGCUGAUGGGGAGGGGGAGGAGGAUUAAAAAGAAGGAAUGGACAUCACUGAGCUGAAGUGAUUCUGCAGAGGCCUCAGACACCCUCCCCCACUGGCCUCUGUCCCUCAUCAUUCAUUUAACAAAUAUUUAUUUUUCACUCUUUGUGACCUGGCACUCUGUGGGGGACGAGAGGUGCUGGGGAUACAGAUGUGAAUAAGAGACAGAGAACCUGCCCUCUUGGAGUUUACAUUCGGGCUGGGGAAGAUGGACAAUAAACAAGAAAAUACACAAACAA